Stegastes partitus (bicolor damselfish) is the source of this 945-nucleotide messenger RNA. Its product is annotated as olfactory receptor 146-like. Gene Ontology annotation, cellular component: membrane. Lineage: Eukaryota; Metazoa; Chordata; Actinopteri; Pomacentridae. The record is from RefSeq and is a predicted model, not a curated record. Gene Ontology annotation, molecular function: olfactory receptor activity; odorant binding; G protein-coupled receptor activity. The transcript has a single exon. The coding region runs from base 1 to 945 and encodes 314 amino acids. Gene Ontology annotation, biological process: detection of chemical stimulus involved in sensory perception of smell; G protein-coupled receptor signaling pathway.
AUGGAAAACUUCACCUACAACAGCUUCACGUUGCAGGUGGAAGGCUUGAAGUUGUCCAAAGUCCUGGUGUAUCCGGCUUUUUUCUUCUUCUUCUUCUCCUACAUGUUUAUUAUGGUGACAAACAUCGGCAUUGCUGUUCUGGUUUUCCUGGACAAGAACCUCCACCAGCCGAUGUACCUGCUGUUCUGCAACCUGCCCAUUAAUGACAUUGUGGGAAACUCCAUCAUGGUUCCCCGGCUGCUCUCCGACAUCCUGCUGCCUCCGUCCAGACGCCUCAUCAGCUACUACGAGUGCGUGGUCCAGGCGUUCACCACCCACAUGUUCGGCACCACCUCCCACACCAUCCUCAUGAUCAUGGCGUUCGACAGGUACGUGGCCAUCUGCAACCCGCUGCGCUACGCCUCCAUCAUGACCAACAGGAUGGUGCUGAAGCUGACGGUGUCGGCCUGGGGGGUGGCGAUGCUUUGGGUCGCGGUUCUGCUCGGUCUGACCAUCCGGCUGAACCGCUGCCGGACUCUGAUCAUGAACCCGUACUGUGACAACGCCUCGCUGUUCAAGCUGUCCUGUGAGAGCGUGUUCAUCAACAACGUGUACGGACUCGUUUUCACCGUGGUUCUGUUCACCGCCUCCAUCGGCACCAUGGUUCUGACCUACACCAAGAUCACCGUGGUCUGUCUGACCAGCAGGAACAAGUCUCUGAACAGCAAGGCCCUGAAGACCUGCAGCACUCACCUGGUGGUGUAUGUGGUUCUGAUGCUCAGCGGGUUUAUCGUCAUCAUUCUGCACCGGUUCCCUCAGUACUCGGACUACAGGAAGUUCUCCGCCAUCCUGCUGCACAUCAUCCCCAGCAGCCUGAACCCCAUCAUCUACGGCGUCCAGUCUGCAGAGAUCUGCAAGUCUUUGUCUAAACUAUUCAGAUCUAAACAAGUUGUGGCGUCAUUCUGA